GAUCCUCCAGCUGUUCACUGUCAAGUUGUCAAGUUUUUAGAAAUGUAAAUACUGCUGAUGAGUGAUGAUGAAAGUUUGAACUAGUUUGAAGUUUAAACUGCAAAUUCCGAGGAAAAAUCGAUAAAUCUGAAUGAAUAUUAGUGCUGUUAUAAAAUGUUUACUUAUUUCAAUGUAUGUGCAGUGUGGUGCAAAUUCAAAAUAAUAAAGCGAAAAUGUGGAUUACUUGGAGUCGGUUUCUGAUUAUAUAGAACAAAAGCAGAGUCCUGGUCAGCCAUGCUCAUCAAGGAAUACCGUAUUCCUCUACCCCUCACGGUGGAAGAAUACCGGAUAGCUCAGCUAUACAUGAUAGCGAAAAAAAGUCGAGAGGAGAGCAGUGGGGCAGGUAGCGGUGUUGAAAUUUUGAUCAACGAACCCUACAAUGAUGGGCCUGGCGGACAUGGACAAUAUACCAGGAAAAUUUACCAUGUAGGAAGUCAUUUACCAGGAUGGAUAAAGGGUAUUCUCCCUAAAACAGCCCUGAUGGUAGAGGAGGAAGCUUGGAAUGCUUACCCCUAUACGAAAACGAGGUACACGUGUCCAUUUGUGGAAAAAUUUUCCUUGGAAAUCGAAACAUACUACUACCCGGACAACGGUCAUCAGGAAAAUGUUUUCAAACUAUCAGGAAGCGAACUUCGACAUAGAAUCGUAGAUCUGAUCGACGUGGUGAAAGACCAACUCUAUGGCGCCGACUACGUUAGAGAGGAGGACCCGCAGUACUUCGUGUCUGAGAAAUCCGGCAGGGGGCCACUGGGCCCCGGCUGGCUGGAGGAGUACUGGGCAGCGGUGCGCGGCAGGGAGCAGCCGCUGCCCGACGGCAGGGCGUUGAUGUGCGCGUACAAGCUGUGCAAGGUGGAGUUCCGAUACUGGGGCAUGCAGACCAAGAUCGAGCGGUUCAUCCACGACACAGCUCUAAGGAAGACGAUGGUAAGGGCCCAUAGACAAGCAUGGGCUUGGCAGGACGAAUGGCAUGGAUUGACGAUGGAGGACAUCAGAGAAAUAGAGAAACAAACCCAGAUGGCGCUGAAAAGAAAAAUGGGACACAUAGAAGAUGAAAUAGACGAAGACGACAAUUUGAAUAACAGUACUUCCAAGGAGGAUCCUUGCAAAACGUUGGCUGCCACCUUGGGUAGCAUAGAAGUAGCAGAGGAUAGCCCUCUGCUUUGUAAAAACUCGAACAUUCCUACCAUUCGAACUGCUGCUAGUUCGGACGCUGAUCUUUCUCCCGAAGAAGAAAUGUUAACUGUCAAGAGGGAUGAUAAAUGGCAACAGCCAAGAACUUUACAUUCUCCAAGUUCAUCUUCGAUCAAAAGUUUCGACCUUCAAGUUGCCAAUUGGAGAAUAGAAAGUUUAGGAAGAGAUUCUGAGACUUCCGAUGAAGAAUUCUUCGAUUGUGAAGAUAGGAUGGAAUCAUCAACUUUGUCCAAAUGGAGUUCAAUGGACCUUUUGACAGAAGAAGAUGCAGAAACUACCUCACCCACAGUGGUUGUAGAUAAAAAUGAUGACAGUAUUUUUUCACAUUCAUUCCUUCAGCGGGUGGCCAGCGAGAGAGGAAACAGAAGACUUAAGCAAAAAGACAAGUUGAAUUCCUUGGAGACUUCUUGCCCCGAAUCUCCUUCCGCUUCUCCGGCCCACCAACCUUGUAACACUACAGUAUUGAUAUUCGUCCUGCACGCCGGUAGUGUAUUGGAUGCCAAUGUGGACAUGGCUGCAAAAAAGUCCGAUGUAACAACAUUUCGUGGUGCUUUCGAAUCAGUCAUGCGUCAACAUUACCCUUCCUUGAUAGGCCAUAUUGCCAUUAAGUUAGUGUCUUGUCCCUCUAUCUGCACGGAAGGCUUAGGUAUACUAUCCAGUCUCAGCCCUUACAGUUUCGAUGUUUCGCCCUCUUGUACGGACGUUCCUCAGAUAACUCACGAUUCCAUUCCGAUUGGAGCCAUGCCGAUUCUGGCCUCGUCCACUUCCGAUUACAAUGAAGCCGUGUCACGGACAAUCACUGCAGCCAAUGCAGCAUACCAAGAGUUCGUUAAGUCUGAAGAAGGCCUAGGUUUCUCUGGCCAAGUUUGUUUCGUAGCCGAUUCCAUGGGCUCAAUAUUAGCUUAUGACUCUCUGUGUAGAACCUUGAAAUAUGCUUCAAGGCGUGGAAGUGAAAACAGCAUAUUGGACAAUGAUGGACUGAAAGAUGAUAUACAGAUAAACGAAUCGGGAUAUCUAGCAGCUCCUUCGCCUAGAAGAAGAUCUUCGUCAACAAGUGACCAGUCAGGUCAAAUAAAAUUGGAGUUCGAUGUGUCGGACUUCUUUAUGUUCGGAAGUCCACUGGCUCUCGUUCUCGCAUACAGAAAAAUUUCAUCGCAGGAUGAUCGAUAUAACAUAACCCGUCCAGCUUGUCAUCAAGUAUACAAUAUGUUCCAUCCAACUGAUCCUGUAGCUGCCAGGUUGGAGCCUCUUUUGUCGGCGAGGUUUUCCAUCCUUCCGCCUGUCAAUGUUUCGAGAUAUGCCAAAUAUCCGCUCGGAAAUGGUCAGCCGUACCAUCUACUCGAAAUUCUCCAAUCUAGCCCUCAAAUGUUUAGCGAUUCGUUGCCACAUAGACGUUUGUCAGAGGUCUCGAUACAGAGUACGGUAUCCGGACUGAUAGACAAUAUUCCCCUUCAAGCUAUUAAUGCUUUGCAGCAAAAAUGGUGGGGCGGCAAACGGAUGGACUACGCGAUGUACUGCCCCGAAGGCAUCUCGAACUUCCCCACCAACGCGCUGCCGCAUCUCUUCCACGCCAGCUACUGGGAGAGCAGCGACGUGAUAGCGUUCCUGCUGCGCCAGAUCGGCGGCAUCGAGGUCACAGCUUUUCCUGGCGAUCUGGAUAGGGAGCAGGUGUUCCUAUCGGGGGAGCCCAGAGAGAAGUGGAUGAGGAAGAGGACGUCGGUCAAACUCAAGAACGUCGCCGCGAACCACACGGCUAAUGACGUCAUCGUGUUAGACGGCGCGCCACAGACCGUCACCGCACGAUUCAUAUACGGUCCGCUGAUGUACGUGUUGACCUUGAACGGAGAAAAGGUCGACGUCUACGUGAUGAAGGACGCUCCGCAAGGGGAAUGGACGCACCUGGCUACGGAGGUCACCGACAAGACGGGAAGAGUCAUAUACACCAUACCUGAAGAUAAGUCACUCGGAUAUGGCUUGUACCCGAUAAAGAUGGUGGUGAGAGGAGAUCACACCUCAGUGGAUUUCCAUUUGGCGGUGGUGCCACCUAAAACCGAGUGUGUGGUAUUCAGCAUCGAUGGAUCUUUCACCGCCAGCGUGUCGGUGACUGGUAGAGAUCCAAAAGUUAGAGCUGGAGCUGUGGAUGUCGUUCGCCACUGGCAGGAGUUGGGAUACCUCCUCAUCUACAUAACCGGCAGGCCGGACAUGCAGCGUAGGAGCAUAGUUUCUUGGCUGUCCCAACACAAUUUCCCCCAAGGUCUGACCUCGUUCGCUGACGGUCUGUCGAGGGAUCCUCUCGGCCAUAAGGCAGCCUAUCUGAACAACCUGAUCGAGAAUCACGGCGUGGUCAUCCAUUCGGCGUACGGCAGCGCCAAAGACAUCACCGUCUACUCGUCCGUGGGCCUCAAGGCCAAUCAGAUCUUCAUCAUCGGCAAAACGACGAGGAAGCAGCAAUCGCAAGCGACGAUACUGGCCGACGGCUAUGCCGCCCACUUGGCGGCGUUGAAAGCGCCGGGCGGGUCUAGGCCCGCCCAGGGCAACGCACGUAUGGUGCUGCCCAGGGGGUGCUUCGAGCUGCCCGGGCAGACUUUCUCGAGGAGGAGGAGGAAUUUCAGGAUGAUUUUGGCGCCCAGGGAAGCGGCAGAACUCAUUUCUUCACGAUCCAAACAUAUUCAGAUAAUAGAAGAAGGUAUCAUAAAACUAGGAGACAUUCUAGCAGAACAAAUCACUUCGGGAAAACUGUCACCUGAGAACUUCAGCCAAACUGAUGUGCAUCCACAAUGUACCGAUCCGGAUGCUGUGGAAUGGAUUUUCGUCGUGGACACUCUGAAUUUUUGCUUUUGGAAAUAUGAAAACCAAGAUGGUUGGGAAGUCGAAGGAUAUACAGGGUAUUUUGCAUUGUGCGCUGCUAUAAAUCGGGCCAUAAAUGAAAAGGUAAAUAUCCUGGACCCCCUCUUUUAUUCUGUGAUAACAGAAGCCCAACUGAAGAACAUUUUAAGGAGUGACACCAAAGUAGAAGCGCCUCUUCUCAAGGAAAGAAUGAAAUGCUUGCACGAGGUUGGGAAUGUUCUGCUGGAAAAGUUCGAUGGCUCCUUCAAGAAUGUAGUCAAACAAUCCCAAAACAGUGCCGUUAAAUUGCUGAAGCUGAUAGUAGAAAACUUUCCUUGCUUCAGAGAUGAGGCAGAGUUCGAUGGAACGAGAGUUGGGCUGUAUAAAAGGGCGCAGAUACUAGUGGGCGAUAUCUGGGCCUGCUUUAAAAACCAGGAUAUCGGUCAUUUUGAGGAUAUCGAAGAAAUAACCGCGUUUGCUGACUAUAGGGUACCUCAAACUCUCCUUUGGUUUGGGGUUUUUCAAUACAGCGACGAAUUACUAGGAAAACUGAGGAGUAAUACAGUGUUGAAGAAUGGCGAGAUAGAUGAGGUUGAAAUAAGGGGAUGCACGAUACAAGCGGCAGAACUUUUGAAAAAAUAUGUCGUGAAGAAACUGAGAUCUGGUAAAAUCAACUCAAUUCUUGUCGACCAUUUUCUCUGGGAUUUCAGGAGGAAACAUGCUAAAGAAAUUUUGGAGAAAGGGUUACCAUUCCAUAAAGUAUUCAGCAUAUACUAUUAAUAUAUACUAGAAUUAUUAAUGUUCUAAUUUCUCUAUUGUAAGGUUUGUUCAUUUUUACAGUUUUUUAUCAUUCUACUAGAAUAUUUCUUAGAAUAUGGUUGAAAAAAGGUUCAGGUUGAGUACUUUUUUAUAAUAUACAUAACAGGCUAUAUUUUUUAUGAUGCACUGCAAUGGGUUGUCUAUUUUGGAAGCCAAUAGCAAAUCAGAACAAAUUUGUCAGAAAUAAAAACAUUUUGAGCCACUGGGUUAGACAACUUUCUAUACAGGGUGACCCACGGUCGAUGGUACCUUAGACGUAUACGGAAAACUGUACAUUGGAUUAUCCUGAAAAUUUGGUUACUCUAAUAAGCGUUUGUGAUCUAACGUUGCCACUUUUACCAAAAAGUAGCAUCAUCUUUGUUAUUUCAAAUGAAACACCCUGUAUUUCAUUGCGUUUUUAGAUUCUUCUCGAAGAGCUGAUUUCAUCAAUGUAUCACACUUGGGGUCUAGCAGGAAUUAUUACAGAGAUAUAGGGUGUUCAAAAUCGAGAUUUUUCAAUUUCAGGAAUUUUUUGUGUCGAAACUAUUCAUUAUCGAUCAAAACGGCUCACAUGUCCCUAUCUUAACUUUUGAUUCACUAUCUACUGACAUUUAAUUGGAACAGAUACAGGGUGAUCAAAAUUCUGAAUCUUGGACUAUCCUGUAUUUUUUCCAAUUAAAUGUUGGUAGAUAGUUAAUCAAAAGUUAAUAUAGGGACAUGUAAGCCGUUUUGACCAAUGAUGGAUAGUUUCGACACAAAAAAAUCCUAAAGUUGAAAAAUCUCGAUUUUGAACACCCUAUAUCUCUGUAAUAAUUCCUUCUAGACCCCAAGUGUGAUACAUCGAUGAAAUCAGCUCUUCGAGAAGAAUCUAAAAACGCAAUAAAAUACAGGGUGUUCCAUUUGAAAUAACAAAGAUGAUGCUACUUUUUGGUAAAAGUGGCAACGCUGCUUCGCUGAAAAUAUUUUGAAUCGU
Messenger RNA from Phaedon cochleariae (mustard beetle), 5827 nucleotides. Lineage: Eukaryota; Metazoa; Arthropoda; Insecta; Coleoptera; Chrysomelidae. The record is from the annotation of a GenBank genome assembly.